UGUGAGCUCAGGUAUGAGGUGUGUAUGUGUGUGUGGGAUCGUGGUGUCGGAGCUACGCACAAAGUGUACCUUGAAAAUUAAUGGCGGAUGUGAAACAUCAAAAUACAAUAGUUGUGCACUGUCGAUGGAUUUAACCUGGUCACUCGAGGCAGAUAUGUCCAUGUUUCGUCAACAACACGACGAAAAAUAAAACGAAGUACCACAAAACCUCGCUUUCUUUGUUAUGUUGCGUACUCGGAAGUUGUGGUAUUUGUGAUGCUGACUUGAAAACUUGAGUCCGAAAACCAUUUAGGUCGAACUGAAGACCUCCAACUUCUUUAUUUGACCUCUGAAAGAUACACGAGUUAUUUCUCAACUCAAGUCCUGUUUCGAGGGUUAGCGAAUUACUGGGAAACUACUGACCGGUCAACCAGUUUCGGCUGAGAGGCGCAUCAAACCGGGUUUCGGUAACCGGAGCUAUUUGUACAACACAGCCCGGGAUGGAGCACUGGAACUUCUUUUGCUGACUUCUGAGGGGCAUACAGUACGUUCACGGAACUCACAGAUCAUAAGAUGCCGGGAGGUGGGAGGAAUCCUGGAAGAGAUGAGGAGCCGCAGAGCAAGACGAGGAGCGAAAGUGGCACUCGCCGUGAUAUGGACAGACAGAGGGAGAGGUACCGGCACGCCGGAGACCAGAGACACCCGCAGUACUGGGAUGACAGGGAUCCUAGCUACCUGGAAAAGAGAGACCGGGAUUAUCCUGACAGACGGGAGGACAGGAAUCCCCGCAGCUCCGGAGGGCCGCAACUUCAAAGGGACCAGCCUCCUUCCUACAGGGAAGAAAGGUCACAUCAGGGACCCUCAGUGCCUCCAGAUGAAAUGAGUUAUGAUGAAUCAGUGCCAUCCAGUGGGCUUCGUGGCUGCUACAACUUCAAAUAUAUUCCUACCUCUAGAGGCCUGUGCCAGAUAAUGGAGAUCUUCCUCAACAUGCUGAUAGUCAUCUGCGCUGGGGUGUCCUACAACACCGCGGGGGGCUACAACGACCUGGCCAGCCUCGGGGGUCUUUACGCCUACUAUUACGGCGGGGCCAACGCUUUCACGGGCGCCGAAGCCACGCGGGUGAAGGAGCUGGACGUGCUGUUCUACCAGCUCAAGGUGCCGGCCUACGCGGCCACCAUGGCGUUGGGGGGCGCCCUGAUGGGGUACGCCUGCUUGAUGCUGCUCCUGGGCGUCCUGCGCGUCCCCUACCGCUGGCCCCUCGUCCUCGUGGCGGAGGGCAUCCUGGACGCCCUCAUCGGGCUGGGCUACCUCCCCGCCCUCGCCUUCUAUUUCCUCAAGCUGCAGGACAACUACAGCUCGGCCAUCUGCCAGGAGAGGGAGGAGCUGUACAGAAGCAAAGGGCACAUGGGGUUUGGGUGCAAGCUGCACGGGGCGGACAUAGCCGGGGGGCUGUUCGGCGCGCUGGGGGUCCUGGCUUUCCCCUUCAGCGCAUUCCUGGCCCUGCGGGCUUUCAAGAGGGUGCGGGAAAUUAAGAAACAGCCACCUCGGGACUUUUAUGACUUUUAGAGGAAUAGUUUUCGUCGAGGGGGGUUUUUUUUUUUGGGAAGCAUCCAAAAAGACCCGGAAAAGGCUACUGCUAACAAACCGAUCUCUGAAGAGAAAAACGCUGCUCUCUAACUCCUUAUCUUAUACUCCCAGGCAGCUUUUCAAAAUCAUGGUCGUCAAAUUAGUUCUGUGAUAAUUACCAGUGUUCAUGGUGACCUUUAAGUACAGUCUUGGCUCAAAAUACAAUCAGGUUCAACUUCUGGUUUAUACUUACAGAACAAACUUAAAACUAAUGUUGUGGCUAAGGUUUACUACUGUUUUUUUUUGUUUUAAGUGUUUGGAACACAUUCCUAAGUAUUAGCAACAGAUUUUUUUAUUAGUGUUGAAGAUGAGCAUUUUUUUAUUGAGAUUGGUAGUUACUGUUUUUUUCAAACAAGCUCUAAUGCAAGCAUUUGUAAACUCAAAUUCAUCGCUUAGUAGCAGCAUUUUUUGAGCUUUUAGUUGUUAGAUAAGGGAUGCACUGUGUCAGGGUAUAUUCUUACAAUAGGGGACUCUGAGUCUGGUGUCUGGGGAGUCUGAUGUGUAGAACAGUUUUUCAAAAGGUAUUGAACCUUGAGGAAUUUUCAGUUCUGAUCUUAAUGAUGCUUUUAGUGCUUUUUAAAGAAUUAAAUGUCUUGCAUUUGUAAAUGAGGCUUUUAAUAUUUUCCUAAUACUCGCUCUUUCUCACAAAAUCACAUUAAGCUCACGUUUCUAUACUUGGAAUGUGUUGUAGUGUUUCUUUCUGGUGGCUGAUGAAGAGUUCUUACAGUAAAAUGUACCGUUUAACGACAAGCGAUUUAACUUGGAACAAGACAUACAAUGCAGAAUUAAAAGCAUUUGUAGAGAGCCUAACAGCAUGUUUCAACAGAAAA
Molecule: messenger RNA, 2435 nt
Organism: Lepisosteus oculatus (spotted gar)
Lineage: Eukaryota; Metazoa; Chordata; Actinopteri; Semionotiformes; Lepisosteidae
Gene: marveld3
Product: MARVEL domain containing 3
Cellular component (GO): membrane
Source: RefSeq, a predicted model, not a curated record